Messenger RNA from Chara braunii, 1168 nucleotides. The record is from the annotation of a GenBank genome assembly. NCBI's taxonomy places the organism in Eukaryota, Viridiplantae, Streptophyta, Charophyceae, Charales, Characeae.
CAAGACCGGAGGCUGGCAAGUCCAGCAGUGCACCCUCUGCCCGCCAACGGGAGGAACGAGUUGACCACGUAGUCGCAAUGCUCGGCGACAUCAGUACCUUCGCUGCACCAGCCACCAUCAGCAACCAGCUGGACACCUUGAAGACCGAGGUUCAGCAACUGCAGCUGCCUAACAAGGAUGGCAACACCACGCGGCAUUACAAGAUGCCGACAUUCCAAAUCGAGAAGUUCGAUGAUUAUACGCAUCAAGACCCGGUCCUCUGGUGGGAGGGCUUUACGACGCAACUUUGGAUCCUGUUCGUCGCCAAGCACGCGUACAUCGACGCACUGUUCCUCAACUCAAAGGGCGGAUGCCAGAUCUGGGUGAGCCACCUGGCAACCGUCCACGGCGUCGACAUCGCAGAUCUAAAAGAUAAGAUCUCUUGGGAAGAGCUAACACGACUAUGGAAUAAGCGGUUCAUCCUCACGGAAUGGCAAAAUAUCGCGGCGACGCCGGAUCUCGAAUUGCCAUUUUCGCACCUGCGCCGGGAUUUCUACAACCGCUCAUGUGCCGCCUUGAGCCUUGCACUUGGUGAUCGCGAGCAAUACGCGACCUUCGCCGAAAUCAUCGACAAGGCAAGGGAGAUCAUCAAGACCAAUAGGGCGGCUGCACACGAGAAGUCGGCAUGGCAGCCAACCUAUGUGGAGAAAGGAAAAUUUGGUCCGCGUCCGCAGCAUGUCGCUGCAGUCCACACGGACAACAUUGUGGAAGACGCGGCAGCCACCCAAGCAUCACGUGAGGGAGAUCAGGUGGCUGGUGUCCAGCCGCGAAGCAACAACAAGUCCCGAGGAAACGGGAAGGCGAAAACCGCAUCGCCGGCCGAAAACGGACAGCCAGCACCAUGGGUUAAGUUUCACAUGAGCGAGGCGGAAUACAAGUGGCACGGCCGCUACGGCUGCUGCUAUUGGUGCAACAGCACCAAGCACAAGACCUCCCAAUGCCCGGAUCAAGGCAAGGAGGAUGUUUGGCCUCGUAUCAACUUGGGAAACUGAGUUCCGGAUCACUUGCCGACGGUGUACAGGCUGCGCAUACGCAAUCUAAGUGCACGUGGCUCGACUGGUCUAGUGGUGGUACCAGCUGGGCGGCAUAAUCCUCGUACGUAGCACGAGAAUCAAUGACUAACGCAUGC